Staurois parvus is the source of this 295-nucleotide messenger RNA. NCBI's taxonomy places the organism in Eukaryota, Metazoa, Chordata, Amphibia, Anura, Ranidae. The record is from the annotation of a GenBank genome assembly.
AUGUCAGUGCCAAAAGCGGUAACCCCGAGCUACACUCGGGCUUACCAUGCGGCGCUGCAUAGGGAUUCCCUGCAGAGCUUACCUUGUUGCUUGCUCCCGCGAUGUGUCCCCUGCAGCGUCCCCGGCUAUCUCCUCCGGCCGAUGCCGGCAUCCGGCUUCUGUGUUCCGGUCCCUGUGACGUCGGGAUGUACGGGCGCCGCCGGCGGCAGGAAAUUUGAACAUUUUUAAAAAUGUCAUUUAUAUUGUCCCUAUUGCUUUGUCCUGUGCCCUGCCUGUAUUUUGUCUGUUCUUUCUG